Messenger RNA from Caenorhabditis remanei, 2277 nucleotides. RefSeq lists its product as uncharacterized. Gene Ontology annotation, cellular component: Golgi apparatus. Lineage: Eukaryota; Metazoa; Nematoda; Chromadorea; Rhabditida; Rhabditidae. The transcript has 10 exons. The record is from RefSeq and is a predicted model, not a curated record. Bases 1 to 2277 code for a protein of 758 amino acids. Gene Ontology annotation, molecular function: deacetylase activity; heparan sulfate N-sulfotransferase activity.
AUGCUAAACUCUCAAAAAUUCGCAUUUAAAGCGGAAGCAGUGUCGAAGAAUCUUCCAGUACUAACAACAUCAAGAAAAGGAAGAUACUCAUUGAUUAUAAUUGAGAAUUACUAUAAAUAUCUGAAUAUGGCACGAUGGAAUCGGCAAUUAUUGGAUAAAUAUUGUAAAGAGUAUCGAGUUCCAAUGUUUUCAUUCAUUGCAAGCAAACCGAAUGAUCAAUUAAAAAGAAUCAAGAUUAAGGGAAGCUCGCUCUGGAUGUGGCAAAAUCAACGAAUCCAACGUCUCACUGUUUCUCCAUCCCCAAUUCACAAAAUAUCAAAAAUCGGAUCAUUUCGAAAUUUAUCCUCAGAAGAAUCUGAUUGGAUUCUAUUUGAAACAUCUGAAAAUUUCGAUUCAAUUCUCACUGGGACAGUAAAAAGUGGAUAUGAGAGAGCAGUUGUUGUGAGAGAUUUAGGGAGAGAAGACGGUGUGGAACGAGUGAUUUUUGGAAGAAAUUUGACAGAUUUUCAAGUGAAAAUGACGUUUUUGGAUGCACUUUGGUGGGCAAUGGGUACGGAGAAGACAUUCGGAUUGGAGAGAUUUGUGCAGAUUGAUAUUGAUGAUAUAUUCGUAGGUGCAGCCGGCACUCGAAUCGUGGAAGAAGACGUCAAUCGAUUAAUUUCAAGUCAAUCUCAUUUCCAAAAAUCCGUUGAAAAUUUCAAAUUUCUUUUGGGUUUUUCUGGAAGUUAUUUCCGAAAUGGAGACGAUUUAGAGGACAGAGGAGACGAGUUUCUUGUGGAGAAUUCGGAGAAAUUCGUGUGGUUUCCUCAUAUGUGGAGACAUAAUCAUGCACAUGAACAUAAUUUCACUUAUUUGGAGGCUAUUAUGAUUCAGAAUAAGAUUUUUGCGCAGAACAUGCACCUCCCAGUCGACUAUCCAUAUGCAAUUGCUCCACAACAUGACGGUGUCUUCCCAGUACACGAACAGAUGUUCGAGGCAUGGAAGAAGGUCUGGAAUGUUUCCGUCACCGCCACCGAAGAGUAUCCUCACUUCAAACCAUCAACCGGACGAAAGGGAUUCAUUCAUUCAGGAAUUCAUGUGUUGCCACGUCAAACAUGUGGAUUAUACACUCAUACACAGUUAUUCGAUGAAUAUCCUGAUGGUUUUGAUAAGAUUAUUCAUUCGAUUCAAGGAGGAGACCUCUUUUUCACUAUUCUGUUGAAUCCGAUCUCAAUAUUCAUGACCCACCAACAGAACUAUUCGCAUGAUCGUCUCGCUUUGUACACUUUCGAAAAUUUGUUCCGUUUUCUCAAAUGUUGGACAAAUAUUCAAUUGAAAUGGCAGAGUCCGAUAGAGUCGGCGAAUUUGUACUUUCAGAAAUUUCCAGAAGAGAGAAUUCCGUUGUGGACGAAUCCUUGCACAGAUCCACGUCAUCAAGCAAUUCUCCCACCAUCCAUCAAUUGCACACUGAAGAAAUUACCGGAUUUAUUGAUUCUUGGACCACAAAAGACUGGAUCCACAGCUCUCGGCAGUUUCCUCUCCCUCCAUCCUGAUGUCUCCCAGAAUUCACCAGUUCCUGGAAGUUUCGAAGAAGUUCAGUUCUUUGGUGGAAAAAAUUAUUUGAAAGGAGUCGAAUGGUACAUGUCAAACUUUCCGAAUGAAUCUACAGUAAUCUACGAGAAAAGUGCCACGUACUUUGACAAUCCGUCGGCUCCGAAACAGGCGGCCUCGUUGAUUCCACAUGCAAAACUUGUCGUGAUUCUGCAGAAUCCCGCGCAAAGAGCGUAUUCGUGGUUUCAGCACCUGCUUGCCCACAAAGAUCCGAUAGCCACAUCAUUCGGAUCACUUGAAUCAAUACUUCUGAAUACAACGUCUUCUCCUGAAUCAUUGAAAAUCCGACAGAGAUGUAUUUCUGGUGGAAGAUAUGUUCAUCAUUUGGAUAAAUGGUUGGAACAUUUCUCACUUCAACAAAUUCUAUUCAUUGAUUCUGAUGAGCUGAAGGAACAACCGGUUAAGGUCUUGGCAACACUCACGAAAUGGCUGGAUUUGCCAGAUUAUCCAUACGAAUCGCACAUUCGAUUCAGUAAAUCAAAAGGAUAUUUCUGUCGUUUUAUAGAUGAGAAAACGAAAUGUCUCGGUGAAAGUAAAGGACGGAAAUACCCGGAAAUGGAUGAGGAAUUACGAAUGAAACUAGAUAAAAUCUUCUCAUUGGAUAACUCUUCUCUCUACAAAUUCCUGAAAAAGAAUCGAUUGAGAAUACCGAAAUGGUUGGAGGAUGUGGUUAGGGUUAGAGCGUGA